UGCGCCCGGCCCUCCUUCCUGCCUGGCUGUUUCGACGUAAUGGCGUCCGCGCUGCUGCAACCUUUGUUCGUCCACGCUUCCCGCCGCUUUCUGGCUGUCACUCCUAGAUGCGCCGCGCUUCGCCUUCAGCCGCGCCGAGAUAACAAGCGCUGGGUCCAAGCUUACGUGGAGCAGCAGCGGUUCCUGGAGCCCCCGAUGCACCGUUCUGAAAAACUUAAUUGGGAUUACCAUGCAGAAAUACAAGCAUUUAGUCAUCGAUUGCAUGAGAAGUUUUCCUUGGAUCUCCUCAAAACUGCCUUCAUCAAUCGUUGUUACAUUAAAAAUGAAGAAGCCAGACGCAGAAGGCUGGGACUGGAAAAAGAAGAAAUUGCUCUUAAUCUCAAGGACAAUCAGCAACUUUCUGAGCAGGGAGCCUCUUUUUCGCGCUCGUACCUCACAGAAUGCCUUGAAAAGGCCUUUCCAAAAAUUCCACCUGCUGGCAUUGAGGCUAUUGUUAACUUCCUCACUAGUGAAGAAUUAGUAUCAUAUGUGGCCAAAAACUUAUCUUUACACGAUUUGACACUUUGCGCAGAAUUUCCUGUGUCAUCUAAUGUACUUCAACGAACUUUCUUUGCUGUAAUAGGAGCAUUGCUUCAAAGCAGCGGCCCUCAGAGAACGGAGAUAUUUGUAAGGGACUUCUUCAUUCCUCAGCUGAUAGGAAAAGAGCUGUUUGAACUUUGGAAUAUAGUAAACCCCAUGGGCUUGCUGGUGGAAGAACUGGCCAAGAGGAAUAUAUCUGCUCCAGAGCCAAGGCUAACAAGACAGUCGGGAGCUAGCACUGCCUUGCCGUUGUACUUUGUUGGAUUGUACUGCGAUAAGAAGCUUCUGGCGGAAGGUGCUGGUGAGACAAUACCGGCUGCUGAAGAAGAGGCUUCUCGUGUGGCCCUCCGGAAACUUUAUGAGUUUACUGAGAAUAGGAAACCCUGGGACUAUUCUUCUCCAAAGUGGGAGCGGAGAGCAGAAAAGUUCCUUAGCAGCAAUUAGGCAGAAAAAUUUGUUUCUACUUUGUGUACAAACCUUGUUCCAAAUGAUGAUGCUUUUCGAGAAGCUUUAUUUGUCUGGGUUUUGAAACCACCCAGAUUUCCUUCAACAGGAAAUAAAACUGGGGCAGCAAAAAGUCUUCUGUUGAAAAAUAAAGAACUUUGGAGAGUGAUCAUUUUGACAAAUAGCAUUGUAGUUUUUAGUGGGAUGCAUAGCCCUUACCCAGGAAGCUUGACCCUCAGAAAUAUGUGAUGAAAGAGCUGUUAUCUGUGAACAUUGUAAAAAAUUAAGCAACUAAAAAUAUGAAAAAUAAUCAUUCUCAAGUUUUGCACAGUAUGCUAGAGUAUUAGCUGUAUUGAAACCUGAGUUGCAAAAUCAUAUGGUAACAAGAUGGAAAGCUAUGAUGUAAAACUUUCGUCUAAUUUAAGGCAAUACAGUG
Gekko japonicus is the source of this 1459-nucleotide messenger RNA. It is a transcript of the gene MRPL44, whose product is annotated as mitochondrial ribosomal protein L44. Gene Ontology annotation, molecular function: double-stranded RNA binding; ribonuclease III activity. Gene Ontology annotation, biological process: primary miRNA processing; regulation of gene expression; rRNA processing. The record is from RefSeq and is a predicted model, not a curated record. Lineage: Eukaryota; Metazoa; Chordata; Lepidosauria; Squamata; Gekkonidae. The transcript is spliced from 4 exons. Gene Ontology annotation, cellular component: nucleus. The coding region runs from base 40 to 1023 and encodes 327 amino acids.